AAAAAUGGUUUGUCUCAAAAAGGAAACAAGCACGAACUGGUUCGACGUAUUGCACAGAACAAUGGUGAAACAGAGGAAAACAGUUUUUACCCUGACUACAAUGGAGAUCCAAGCUCACUACCAGAUACAGUUGCUAAUAUCAGGAAAAUACCUAUUGCUACAUUAAAAUAUAUAUUAAAGUCCCAUGCGUUAUCGUACUGUGGCAACAAAGAUGAUUUAGUCCUCAGAGUUUUUCUUUUGAGUCAUAGACGUACUCAUCUUUGCUCAUUCAGUCAAGCAAAAAUUAUAGAGGAGACAAUAGCCAGUGCAAGAAAGAUUAUAGCAGAGGAAGUUAAAGAGUAUUUGCUAAACAUGGACAACGUGAAACGAAUUAGAGUGAACAGAAGUGUCCUGAAAGAAAAAUCGAAAAUAAGAGUCCCCGAGAAUAUCACAAACGUAAGUGAUCUUCAUCAGUUAUUCAAGUCUCUUAAGAGGUAUGUCGCUCGAUCAACCAAUAUCGGUGAAAGGGAUGCCAAGGAUGAUGUGGUGAAAUCAGGAUAUAAUACACUGUGUGCCGAAACAGAUAAUGGACUUGAGAAUUUCUUUGAGGUCGGAGUUCGUGUGAAGGUUUGUUGGAAGAAGGAAGAGAUAGGCAACUCUGGUUGGCGGCCUGGGUGGUAUGUUGCUGAAGUUCAGAAUGCCAAUUCAAUGCUAGACCAAAUUGAAGUCGUUUACCUUUCAGAACCAGAAUCAGUUUACAAAAUUGAUGUGACUUCAAUGCUGGCCGAAGGAAAGUUACAGUUAUCAAAAUGA
Paramuricea clavata is the source of this 792-nucleotide messenger RNA. The record is from the annotation of a GenBank genome assembly. Lineage: Eukaryota; Metazoa; Cnidaria; Anthozoa; Malacalcyonacea; Plexauridae.